Messenger RNA from Diabrotica balteata, 880 nucleotides. The record is from the annotation of a GenBank genome assembly. NCBI's taxonomy places the organism in Eukaryota, Metazoa, Arthropoda, Insecta, Coleoptera, Chrysomelidae.
AACAAUUCGAGCAGUAGUCAAGAUAUAACCAAAUUAACCACUCACUUAAUACUAUUUUUCUCUUUAAUAUAAAGUAAUUAAAGCAACUACUAAAGAAGGGAACUGGAAAAUGAAUCAUGAAAAUACAGAACCUCAAAAGUGCUGUCCCAAUAAUAACAUGAAGCUAAAAAUCCUAGCGAUUCAUGGUUACAGACAAAACGCGGAAACUUUCAGAUCAAAAACUGGGUCUUUUCGAAAAAUGAUUCACAAAUGGGCAGAGUUCACGUACAUUACAGCUCCCCAUAAGGUUAUUCUAGUAGAUGAUCCUAAUGAUUUAGAAAAAAAUGGACCUGAUAUAGGACAAAGUAAAGAUGAAGAGCAAUAUGGUUGGUUUUUUAAUCGAGAUGAUAAAACAUUUAGAGGUAUUAGAAAAGGAGGGCCAGCCAUUGGUUUUGAAGAUAGUUUAAAAUAUAUAGAAGACAUUUGUGAAAAGGAAGGUCCAUUUGAUGGUCUUUUAGGAUUCUCACAAGGAGCUUGCUUUGCAGGAUUACUUUGUGAUUUACAACAAAGAGGAUUGACCAAAUUUACUUUUAAUUUUGCCAUUUUUUCUUCUGGCUUCAAGUCAGGGAGCCUUCCACAUUUGAAAUAUUACACUGACAGAAUAACAAUACCAAGCCUUCAUAUUUUUGGAGAAAAUGAUCAAAUCAUUCCAACAGAAAUGAGUGAAGCUUUGAGUAACUGCUUUGAAGAACCAGUUAUAGUAAGGCAUCCUGGAGGUCACUACUUACCGGCUGCAGCUCCACAGAAAAGUGAUUAUCAGAAAUUUAUAAAGCUCCAACUUCUUAAAAAACAAUUUAAUGCGGUUUAAAUAAAUUGUAGAAGUAAUAUAUAUUUAUUACAA